CCGGUACACAAUUUCCGUUUAAUAUUGGAUCAUGGCGGAAGACCAGAACAACGCUGCGAAGACCGAAGUGACCGACGAAGUUCGCGCUGCUGCGGACACCGUCGCUACCGGUGCAUCGGAAAACAAUCAGGCCAGCGCCGACAAGGAGAACAUCGGCGCCAGCUUACCCAAGAAGUCCAAAAUGGACACCGACUUCCAUUCCCUACCGACGAGGCAGUAUUUAGACCAGACUGUCGUGCCCAUUCUUCUGCAGGCACUGUCGACGCUUGCCAAGGAGAGGCCUCCCAACCCGAUCGAAUACCUGGCGAACUACCUGAUGAAAAACAAGUCUCAGUUUGAGCAUGGCAGUCAUUCCGUCAACGGCCAGAACUGAAGCGGGGAGGAGAGGGGGUGGGGAGGCAGAGAGAGAAUGUUGUGUAUAUUUUUUCCUUUGUCUUUAUUUACAAAGCACGCGGACAAUGCUGCUCAUUUCUUUACUUCGCUGCCACCACAGUUUACUUUUUUUUCCUUCUCGUUUUGGAAGCAUUUAUUUUACACACUGUGGUAGUAGACAGUGCCCGAUGCGAAGUCUGUGCUUUCAAGCAGCACGGAAUGAUGUAUUGAAGUGUUUUAGGGAAUCAGUCGUUUUUAAAAGGAGUUAAACACAUGGUGCUUUUACUUGUGCGAGGCACAUGGUCCGAGUAUAAGCAGGAUUAUUGUUUCUUGAGGGAAAAAAAAAAGAUAUAUAUAAUGGUGUCGCCGGUGUUGAACGAGGCUUGUUAUUUUGGACGUCAUGUUGACGUCCUCCUCGCUCGCCGCGACGAGUUUGGACAGAUCGUGAAGUUUCCGAGACUUGUGAAGAGAGGAGGGCCGGUGAAGUAAUGAAAAUGAUGAAAUAUUGUCAAUAAAAUAAGUUGAAACAAA
Messenger RNA from Rhipicephalus sanguineus (brown dog tick), 903 nucleotides. Its product is annotated as protein dpy-30 homolog. Lineage: Eukaryota; Metazoa; Arthropoda; Arachnida; Ixodida; Ixodidae. Bases 32 to 373 code for a protein of 113 amino acids. Gene Ontology annotation, cellular component: Set1C/COMPASS complex. The record is from RefSeq and is a predicted model, not a curated record. The transcript has 4 exons.